Messenger RNA from Sclerotinia sclerotiorum 1980 UF-70, 759 nucleotides. RefSeq lists its product as hypothetical. The record is from RefSeq and is a predicted model, not a curated record. The coding region runs from base 1 to 759 and encodes 252 amino acids. Gene Ontology annotation, molecular function: DNA binding. The transcript has a single exon. Lineage: Eukaryota; Fungi; Ascomycota; Leotiomycetes; Helotiales; Sclerotiniaceae. Gene Ontology annotation, cellular component: nucleus.
AUGUAUACCCAAUCACCUUUUACACCUGCUCAGAUUGAAGAGAAGCUUCAACAGACUAUAGUUGCACUUCAAUUAAAAGAAUUUAAAUCAAUUAGAAAGGCUGCAGAGCAUUUUGAAGUCCCCAAGUCCACUCUAGCCGAUAGGCUGGCUGGGAAGAAAACACGUUCCCAAACCCACGAAAUGGCUCAAAUUCUUUCAAACGCAGAAGAAAAUACUCUUGUACGAUGGAUUUCACGACUCACGAUCACUGGAUUCCCUGCUACACCUAUGUUGGUGAAGGAAAUGGCCGACGAAAUUCGUCUUCGACAUGUUCAGGUCGCGUCAUCUCGAAUUCCUACCUCGACAGAAAUUCCACCUAUAGGCCACGAAUGGAUCUAUAGAUUCCAAAAACGACAUCCAGAACUUAAAAUAUGCUAUUCACAUCAAUUAGAGUCUAAUCGGGCUAAAAAGGCAACUCCGGAGAAUAUUCAGACUUGGUUUGAUGCAUUUCAUACAUAUCUCAUUGAACGAAAGUAUGAAUUAGAUGAUAUAUAUAAUAUGGACGAAACCGGAUUUGGAGUUGGAAGUACUCAAAGUACAUGCAUUAUAGUCGAUUCUACUCAGAAAUCGAAUUGGAAAGUUACAACUGGCAAGCAAGAAUGGAUAACUGCAUUUGAAUGUAUCAAUGUAGCUGGAAAGGCUCUAUUAUCUAUAGUCAUUUUCAAGGCUCAGAAUACGAAUUCUGUAUGGAUUCCAAAGGAUACACCUCAAAGCUGGUAG